Molecule: messenger RNA, 1421 nt
Organism: Maniola jurtina (meadow brown)
Lineage: Eukaryota; Metazoa; Arthropoda; Insecta; Lepidoptera; Nymphalidae
Exons: 2
Coding region: 225-1187 (320 amino acids)
Source: RefSeq, a predicted model, not a curated record
GUGCGAUGCGAGUCGAUUGCGCCCACGGCUUGCCAACAGCUGGUAGAAAGUACACCACCAGUGCGGUUCCGUUGACUUCAGUUGUACUCAACACGCGGUAGGUAUCGUACGUACCGACGCAAAUGUAACCGGCCGAACGCGGGAAAUAGUUGCGUCCUAGCUCUGUGAAAGAAAAAAGAAAAACAAACAUAAGGAAAAACAUAACAAUAAAUAAACAAUAAAAAAUGGGUGUCUGUGUAAGGAUUGCUGUCCUGUUUCUCUUGGUUUCUGCAGCAGUCGCUGUUCCCUCAGGAGACUCUAAAUGGAUUCCAAAGAUCGAUGAUGAGCAAGGAGAUUUAGCUGCGGAAUCGUCAGAAAUCAUACCAGAAACAGUGGCUCCACCGCCCAGUUUACAGAGACAACUAGUGCCAGACUCGCUCGCAGCCGCCGAUCGAACAGACCACUCGAUAGAAGUCGUUGGCGACUCACAGAACUUCUUCCCAACGUUUGCCAACUUGUUCGAGCCCAGACAGCAAAACAACUUCAGAUUGGGCUUUAGUAGCCAAGAAGCAGCGUACAGCCAACGACCGAACUCUUACAGAUCAUUGCUAAAUCAUCCUCUAUUCGGCAGUUAUAAAGGAUUAGAAGGUUUUGGAAAACAGGGCCACCAGGCAGCUGCGGAGCCCAUAGUAGAUGCAAGCACAAGCGUUCUCGGAUCUGGAAAUUUCGGAAUACUUAGAGGCGGCACUUUCUCUGCACGAAACGAGGAAGAAUCGGCAGAGUUCGAUGGAUUCAAUAAUUACUACAACAAUGGUCAUGGAAGACCGUCUCUUAACGUCGGGUACAUAGCAAAUCCUCGACCGAACUACAACCAAGAUCAAUUCGCUAACUUCCGCGAUUUCGCUGACAUUAAUGCUCCAGCCAACCCUGCAUACUCACAUUUCGUCGUGGUUUAUGCUAACAAAAAUGCCACUCUAGACGAAGUCAGUGAAGAAACCAGAAAUGUACUAACGAAACCUAAAAAUAUUAUUGAAACGCUAGAGCAGCUCGAUACACCGAACCCGCCGAAGAAGAAGUCGAAAGUAAAAGCAAAACUGGAAGCGACGAAACAAAAGAUGCUUCACAAGAAAGAGCAAUGGAAGAAAAGCAAUUCUAAAUACCUCAGCCAAAAACACGAUCCAGAAGAACCGUUACUAGCUUUAAGUUAAGCCUAAGUCUAGUGUUUAUAAUAUAAUUAUUAUGUGAAAAGACUUGCGUUGUAUACGUAUUAGCGAUAAGAAAUAGUAUACAAUUAUUGUUGUCACUUGAAAGAUGUGAUAAAAGGCUCACUGUCUAAAUUAAUUAAGCCUAGUGUGACUCGUGCUGUGAGGAAUUGAAAAUUAUGCUCGGAGAAUGACUGUUGUGUGCGAAAACUGGAAAAUAAAUUAAUAUUUUAAGUUAAA